This is a messenger RNA of Stomoxys calcitrans (stable fly), 2427 nucleotides long. It is a transcript of the gene Rgk3, whose product is annotated as GTP-binding protein RAD. Gene Ontology annotation, molecular function: calcium channel regulator activity; GTPase activity; GTP binding. The record is from RefSeq and is a predicted model, not a curated record. Gene Ontology annotation, cellular component: plasma membrane. The transcript is spliced from 11 exons. The coding region runs from base 798 to 2216 and encodes 472 amino acids. NCBI's taxonomy places the organism in Eukaryota, Metazoa, Arthropoda, Insecta, Diptera, Muscidae.
UGAUGAUCUCUUCUUACUGUUUUGAAUAUGGACAACGUGAAAGUAGCGAGCGCGGCAGCAUAGUAAAGGCGGAAAAAAUAGCUCAAGCUAGAUUAAAUAAAACAGAAAAUAAUUUUGUUUGUGGAAAUUAAAAUAUUUUUUGAAAAUAGUGAGAUUUACCUACAUAUAAAUUGUGAAAAAUAAAUCAAAACAAUCAAUAGCAAAAACCUCCAAUUUUCUAAAUAACACGUUGCCGGAAAAUUGCUUUUAAAUCACGAUACGAUUUAACAACCGUGUGUUUGUCGUCAGUUGCAUUAAAAUAACAUUUGCCAGGUUUCCGUUUCCUUUCGUGUCGAACAUUUGUCAUAAUUAAACCUUUUUGCCAUCGUCUCCCACCCAAUUGUGGUUGGUGUUUCGUCAGUGAUUACAAAGCAUUUAUACUGUAAAAAAAACGAAUAUUUGUGAGUGAAUUUAACAAAAGUACAUUGACUUCGUCGGCUUAGUGAAACUCCUCAUCAUCAGCAUAUAAACCAAAUAUUUGGAUUACAUUGGACCAAAGAUUCCCCAGCGUGAGUGUGUGGCUAUAAAAAUCGCAGCACAACUGUUCUAAAUGCUCUAAACAAAGUUUGUCUACAGCAUACAUUUGCGGAAAAAGAAGAAAAAAACCAAGAAAUUAAAAUUUUGCAAACAGAGUUGUUGAACUUUUGCAAAAGUACCAAAAUAAAACAAAGAAUAACCAAAAAAACCUUGAUUGAAUAACCUUGCGUGGAGAAGGGAUAGCCAAGGCAACAAACAAAGCAUCAUAAAACGUAAACAAUAUGGCCGAUGAUAUCUCAUCGAUGCGCAUGAUGCAGAAGAAGACGCGCAGUGCUUCCAUAUGUGCCACCGGUGGCAGCAUAGAGACCGUGAUAUACAACAUGCCGUCGGGCAACAAUACCCCGGACAGUGCGGGCACUCCCAACUAUCGAAGACGACGACCUGCCACACGUUCACAGAGUGCCCGCAUAACAGCGACUGCGGGCAGAUCGGUACGACGACGUCCCCAAGUGCAGCAACCCAUGCAACAUAAUUUACAGGAAACACGUUCGUACUGUACCAGUGAGCCACGCCUUAGUGAGACGGAAACACCGCCACAAAGACGAAAACUAUCACAGAGACAUCGGCCACAGCAACACCCGCAGCGAAAGUCCAAUGCAUUUCUCGAUGUGCCCACCAUGAAUAUGCAUCACUUGAGAGUCUCCGAUGAUGAGGAUUUGGAUCGUUUGCGAACGUUUAGUGCUUCAAAAGGAGGUAUCAUCAAUCGGGGCGAUUCCUUUCGUCGACGCCGUUCGCGCAGUAAUAGUUUGGCUCCAGUCAGUCCCAUUCAUCCACGCAUAGGAGCUUUGGCCGGCUGCACGGACAUGGACAUGGGCAUGCAGGAGGGCGGCGGCCAUGCCCCUGCCCAGGUGGAAGUGUUUCAUGUGGAGAUGUUGGGAGCAGCGGGUGCGGGAAAACAGUCAUUAGUUUCACAAUUUCGCACUUCAGACUGUAUUAAUGCGUACGAUGGUCCAGAAUGUGAUGAAAAUGAACAAAAUAUUUCAAUUAUUUUAAAUAAUAUUGAAUCGGAAUUGAUGUUCAGAAUAAAUGAACGUGAAACUAAGGAAGAUUUGGAAAAGGCGGAUGCCUACUUGGUGGUCUACUCCUGCGUGGAUAAGGAAUCAUUUACACGCGCCAAACAGAUUCUAUCACGUCUUCAAGAUAUGGAUUUAAUUAGGACCAGACCAAUUAUUUUGGUGGCAAAUAAAAUCGAUUUGGCGCGGUCACGUGCCGUCUCCGCCCAAGAUGGCAAAUGCUUGGCCUGUACAUUUGGAGCAAAGUUCAUUGAAGUUUCGGUGGGCAUCAAUCACAAUUGUGAUGAAUUGCUGGCGGGCACUUUAACGCAAAUUCGUUUGAAAAAGGAACAGAAUCGCAUACAGCCCAAAACGAAAAAAUCCAAAAAUAAAUCUAAAGAUAAACAAAAUUCGAAUACAAAUUCGAAUUGUGACAAUAGAAAUCUUGAAAAUGACCAAGGCGAAAAGUCAUUGAAUGAUAAAAACUCAGAAGUAAUGGGCAACCGUGACACCUCCCCCUCUCCAGCGCAUUGGUAUAAGAGUCGCAGUGUUAUGAUGGCCAGCAUGAAGGCACGCCAAAUGUUAACAUGGAUUUUGGGCAAGGAAGAUUCCAAAUUUAAGAAUUGUGAAAAUCUGCAGGUUUUGUAAAAGAAAAACUAAAACCAAGAACCAAAAACCUAAAACCAAAAACAACAAGGAAUCUAAAGGAGUAGAAGAACCACAAUAAGGGAAAAAGGACAACAAUAAAAUGAAAACAACAAGAAAAAAAUACAGGAACCAAAGAAUAAAACCAAAAAAAAAAGAAGAAAUACAAACUGUAUGUUGAUAGAAAGCCUGCCUUUCUUUAUUAAAAAAAAAA